AUGGAUGGAACAGAUACAACAAAGGAUACUCAGAAACCCCGGGAACUCAGACGCAAGGCGCAACUACGCGACGCCCAGAGACGGCUGAGGCAACGCAAAGCGGAAGAGCUCAAGGAUGCAAACAGCGAGAUUGAAACUCUUCGUAAACAACUCGCAGAAGCCAAAGAAGUCAUCGCGCGUCUGGGUACCCAGACAAGGACUCCGAUGAGCAAUGAGAUGGUCACCCCAAACCCAGCAUCUCACCAGCCCACUGAGGACUACCAACACGAAUUUGAACCUGCACACAAUAUGGAUCCUGAAGUCAACCUUGAAGGGUUUAUGGUUGACGAUACUACUCUUGGGAACCUUUGGUCCCCUGUGUCUCCAUCGACACUUGACAGCUUCUUUCCUGGACCAUCGAACGAUCUAUUAUCCUUAGGUAUGGCUGAUACCCUUCACUUCCCACAACCUAGCACCAUCUCAACUCGCUCCUCCCCUACAGAACUUAUAUCACAGUCUUCAGAUCUAGAAACCGCGCAAAUCUGGCCGCUCGGGUAUACUGCUGUCCUUGACGACCAUGUGCCUUACAUGCCAUUAUCAGCUCAUACAGACACACCUUCAAGUCCCCCAGCUCAGCUUGUUCGACAACUUGAUUCGAUUCCAUAUACCUCUNUUCGCGAGCCAACCUUUGCANAGAGGCUAUGGCGACGAUGCGCGGAAACGGCACUACGCAUGCUUGCAGACACUAGACGGCAUCAAGCUGGCUUAGAGAACGCCUUUGGUGCUUACCUAGAUCGAGUCACUCCCGAAAAGAUUCGAAGAUCGCUAACCUCGGCCCUGGGAAGAGACGACUACGGCGAACUGGAGUACCACAACUAUCCUAACUUCGAUUUCGGUUCUUCUCCGCGAAUGGUGCAAGGCAAAGUCACCACGGACCUCCUGGCUUCGGCGCAACACGAUUUUGACGACGAUCCAUACAUGACACCUCGUGAUGUUGAGAGUUACUUUGUCUUGAAUGGUCAGCUAAGGCAGUCUGUGGAUCCGAAGGGCAAUUUCGUGACUCGACCCUGUCACUUUGACUAUCAGGGCAACCGCUGGAUUCUGGAAGAGAAGAAGCUCAUUCAAAGUAAGCCUGUCGAUGCCAGGAUAUGA
Molecule: messenger RNA, 1131 nt
Organism: Aureobasidium musti
Lineage: Eukaryota; Fungi; Ascomycota; Dothideomycetes; Dothideales; Saccotheciaceae
Source: the annotation of a GenBank genome assembly